Molecule: messenger RNA, 2409 nt
Organism: Colletotrichum karsti
Lineage: Eukaryota; Fungi; Ascomycota; Sordariomycetes; Glomerellales; Glomerellaceae
Product: putative WD domain-containing protein
Exons: 6
Biological process (GO): proteasome-mediated ubiquitin-dependent protein catabolic process
Cellular component (GO): GID complex
Molecular function (GO): protein binding
Source: RefSeq, a predicted model, not a curated record
CUGCUUCUGCUUCCGCCUACCAGCUGUCUCUGUCUCGCCUUCCGCCCGCCUUACGUUAGACCUCACGCCCAGGCCCGAUUCCCAAACUUCACCCACCUCCAACUGCCUCCUUCUCGUCCCGUUGAGCCUCGCUCUACCGUGCCGUGCCGUACCUCCUACCACACACACGAUUACGGCGACACCGUUCAUCCUUCCCAAGAUAUCGACCGACGAGAGCAACCGCGGGUCCUUCCCGCGGUAACAGAGCCCGACCUGGACCCCAACUACGAUCCAGAUCCAAACUCCCAUCACAUUAUCGCCUCAAACAACCAGCCAACCCCCCCAAACGCCCAGAUAUCCUUCGACACAGACCUCUCGACAUCGGCCGCGGCCUCCCGCCCGUCCUCGUCUCCCCCUGACGACAUCGACAACCCGACUAUCCCCCCGACGUCCAUCGCCCAACAUUCCUCGACUGCCCCCGGAACGAUAGCAUCCCCUUCGGCGCCCCGUCAGGUCUUGGGCCGUAGACAACGAGCCUUUUCCGACUCGGAUCGGGGAAGCCCUCCUGCGACGUCUGCGGGCGCCAGUCAACGAUCCUCCCAUCGUGCUAAACGCAGAAGAGGAGGCUCCAACAUGAUAUCCGACGGCGAUGGCGUGGCCUCCAACGGAACCUCGAGGGCCUAUUCCAACGGCGCAAGAGCCGAUCCGCCCUUGACUGCAUCUUCUACCAACGGCACUCGCAAGGCCGCUGCCAUGAACGGCUCUUCCCGAACCGACAAGGAAGCCCUGCAAACCAUGUCAUCAACGUAUCAUGGGCACAAUCGUGAGGAGGUCACGCGCAUUCUCAUCCAGGCCUUGUCCGACAUGGGAUAUCACGGCGCUGCGGAAAGCGUCAGCAGGGACAGUGGUUAUGAGCUGGAAAGUCCGACAGUCGCGGCCUUCCGCAAUGCAGUCGUCAACGGCGACUGGGGCCAAGCCGAGGAGCUCCUCUAUGGAGCCGUAAUGUCUGACGACCAGAGCCAGCAAGGGAACGGGUUAGUGUUGGCACCCGGGUCCGACAGAAACGUGAUGCGCUUCUGGCUGCGGCAGCAAAAGUUUUUGGAGCUUCUGGAGCAACGCGAUACGAGUCGGGCUCUGAUGGUACUGCGCACCGAGCUCACGCCGCUAUACCAAGAUACUCAGAAGCUUCAUUUUUUGUCAAGUUUACUCAUGUGCCAAUCCACAGAGGAUUUGAAGGCCAAGGCCGAAUGGGACGGUGCUCACGGCCAGUCGAGAAAGGUUUUGUUGUCAGAACUAUCUAAAUGUAUAUCACCAUCGGUCAUGCUGCCGGAGAACCGACUCGCUGUUCUACUGCAACAAGUGAAGCAAAGUCAAAUUGACAGCUGCCUUUGGCACACCACCGCAUCAUCACCAUCAUUAUACUCAGAUCACGACUGCGAGAGGCGUUAUUUCCCCACAGAAGUCGCAUUGGAGUUAACAGACCUGACCGGCGAGGUCUGGCAAGUACAGUUCUCUCACGACGGCAAGCGCUUGGCGGCGUGCGGAAGCGAGGACGCUGUCGUCAUCUGGGAUCUUCCUGAUUUCUCAGUUUCACAAGUUUUGCGAUCACAUAACCACGGUGUUGGGAACUUUUCGUGGAGUCCCGACGAUACCAUGCUUGUGACGUGCUCGCAGGACAAGUACGCGCGGCUAUGGGAUACGACGACCGGGGAAUUGAUUGUCAAGCUUGAACGCUUCGAAGAGCCCGCCAGCGGUUGCGUCUGGUCGGCUGACAGCAAGAGCUUUGUCACCGGGUCUCUAGAUAAGCUACACGGAUUGCGUACUUGGAGCACUUCGGGAGAAAUGCUGUGCGAAUGGGGCAAGAAGCACCGGGUGCAAGACAUCUGUGGUUCACCCGAUGACCACUGGCUGGUUGCGGUCGACGAUGUGCAGAAAAUCCACGUCUACAACAGAACUACCCGCGAACUGGAGUACGAAAUGGAGCUCAAGGCGCGGCCGACUUGCGUGAGCAUCAGCCAAGACUCUCGUCAUCUACUUGUGAACAAGAAAGACGGCGAGGUGCAGCUGAUAGACCUGGCAACCAGGACAUCAGUACAGAAAUUUCUGGGCCAUACCGGAGGGGAAUUUAUCAUCCGGAGCGCAUUCGGGGGUGCUAAUGAAAGCUUUGUGAUUAGCGGCAGCGAAGAUGGACACAUUCUCAUCUGGCACAAGAACAGCGGUGCUGCAGUUGAAAGACUUGAAGGCCAUCAACCUCGGACCAAUGCUGUGAGCUGGAACCCAAAGGACCCAUGUAUGCUGGCGUCGUGCGGCGACGAUGGGAAAGUCAAAGUGUGGUCAAACAAGAACAACAACUCAGCUCUCAGAUUACGUCAUAACGGAGCAUCGUCAAGAGGCUCCAAUGGUUGGAGAGAAGAACGAACUGACGAAUAG